ACCGGCCGCCGCCAUGGCGCUGAAGAUGGUGAAGGGCAGCAUCGACCGCAUGUUCGACAAGAACCUGCAGGACCUGGUGCGGGGAAUCCGCAACCACAAGGAGGACGAGGCAAAGUACAUCUCGCAGUGCAUCGAUGAGAUCAAGCAAGAGCUGAAGCAGGAUAACAUUGCAGUGAAAGCAAAUGCUGUUUGCAAGCUUACCUAUCUGCAAAUGUUGGGUUAUGACAUCAGCUGGGCUGCCUUCAAUAUCAUCGAAGUCAUGAGCGCGUCAAAGUUUACCUUUAAAAGGAUCGGAUACUUGGCCGCCUCUCAGUGCUUUCACGAAGGGACGGAUGUCAUCAUGCUGACGACUAACCAGAUCCGCAAGGAUCUCAGUAGCCCUAAUCAGUACGAUACUGGCGUUGCCCUGACCGGUCUGUCCUGUUUUGUGACUCCAGAUUUGGCCCGAGACUUGGCAAACGAUAUCAUGACCCUGAUGUCGCACACGAAGCCUUACAUCAGAAAGAAGGCAGUGUUAAUCAUGUACAAAGUGUUCUUGAAAUACCCCGAAUCCCUUCGGCCUGCGUUCCCUCGCCUUAAGGAGAAGCUGGAAGACCCUGAUCCUGGGGUCCAGUCGGCCGCCGUGAACGUUAUAUGUGAGCUUGCCAGACGUAACCCGAAGAACUAUCUCUCCCUCGCUCCGCUCUUUUUUAAGCUGAUGACGUCAUCCACCAACAACUGGGUCCUCAUUAAAAUCAUCAAACUGUUUGGUGCUCUUACUCCGUUGGAACCCAGGCUGGGGAAGAAGCUGAUAGAGCCCCUGACCAACCUCAUACAUAGCACAUCAGCCAUGUCGCUCCUCUAUGAGUGUGUGAACACGGUGAUAGCAGUCUUGAUCUCCCUCUCUUCGGGGAUGCCCAACCACAGCGCCAGCAUCCAGCUGUGUGUGCAGAAGUUGAGGAUUCUCAUAGAAGACUCAGAUCAGAACUUGAAGUAUUUGGGACUGCUGGCAAUGUCCAAAAUCCUGAAGACUCACCCCAAAUCUGUCCAGUCUCACAAAGAUCUCAUCCUCCAGUGCUUAGACGACAAGGACGAAUCCAUCCGCCUCCGCGCCUUAGACCUUCUCUACGGAAUGGUGUCAAAGAAGAACCUAAUGGAGAUUGUGAAGAAGCUGAUGAUCCACGUGGACAAAGCUGAAGGGACGACCUACAGGGACGAGCUGCUGACCAAAAUCAUUGAUAUAUGUAGCCAGUCCAAUUACCAGUACAUCACCAACUUUGAAUGGUACAUCAGCAUCCUGGUGGAGCUGACCCGGCUGGAGGGCACCCGCCAUGGCCACCUCAUCGCCUCCCAGAUGCUGGACGUGGCCAUCCGCGUGAAAGCCAUCCGCAAGUUCGCCGUGUCGCAGAUGGCGAUGCUCCUGGACAACGCGCACCUGCUGGCCAGCAACACGCAGCGGAACGGGAUCUGCGAGGUGCUGUAUGCCGCUGCCUGGAUAUGCGGCGAGUUCUCUGAGCACCUGGAGGAGCCGCACCAGACCCUGGAAGCCAUGCUGCGGCCGAAGGUCACCACCCUCCCAGGUCACAUCCAAGCGGUCUACGUCCAAAACAUGGUGAAGCUUUACGCCUCAAUCCUGCACCAGAAGGAGCAAGCCGGGGAGAAGGAGGAGGCCCAGGAGGCCACCCAGAUGAUGGUCGAGCGCUUGCCUCAGUUCGUGCAAAGCGCCGACCUCGAAGUCCAAGAGCGGGCGUCCUGCAUCCUGCAGCUAAUGAAAUACAUUCACAAGCUCCAGUUAAAGGAGGUGCCGGUGGCGGAGGAAGUGACCGCCUUGUUCGCCGGGGAACUCAACCCCGUGGCCCCCAAAGCACAGAAGAAAGUUCCAGUUCCGGAAGGCUUGGACCUCGACGCCUGGAUCAACGAGGCGCCUUCCGACAGCGAGUCCGAAGACGAGAAGCCCAGGACGAUCUUCCAUGACGAGGAGCAGAGGCAUUCGCGGCACCGGCAGCCCGAGAUGGACGAGGAGGAGCUGGCCCGGCGUCGAGAAGUCCGGAAGCAGGAGCAAGCGAACAACCCGUUUUACAUCAAGAGUUCUCCUUCCCCACAGAAACGGUACCAAGAUGCCCCUGGUGUUGAGCACAUACCUGUGGUUCAGAUUGACCUCUCUGUUCCCCUAAAAGUUCCUGGCAUGCCGGUGUCCGACCAGUACGUGAAGCUGGAGGAGGAGCGGCGGCACCAGCAGAAGCUGGAGAAGGACAAGAAGAAGAAGAAGCAGAAGAAAGAGAAGCGGGGGGGCAAGCACCGGGGCCACAGCUCCCUCAACAUGGAGAGCGACGAGGACAUCGCCCCCGCCCAGCACGUGGACAUCAUCACCGAGGAGAUGCCAGAGAACGCCCUGCCCAGUGACGAGGAUGACAAAGACCCCAACGACCCCUACAAAGCGCUGGACAUAGACCUGGACAAGCCUUUAGCCGACAGCGAGAAGCUCCCCGUUCAGAGGCACAGGAACACCGACGGCCUCAAGUCUCCGCAAGAUGCAGAAGUUCCUGCCAUGGAGAAGAAGAGCAAGAAGCCGAAGAAGAAAGAAAAAAAGCACAGAGAGAAAGAGAGGGAGAAAGAGAAGAGGAAAGAGCGGGAGAAGAAAGCAGAGGAGGAGGACAAAAAGCCCGACGACAUGGACUUCUGGCUUUCGGAUGCUCCACCCCCUGCGGCAGCAAUGGAGGUAGAGAGCAAGCCAGAGUUGAGUGUGGACUUGGCAGAACCCAGAGGGCUGGAGGAAGCCAAGAAGGAGGGCCACGAGGAAGAGGCAGAGGAGGAAGCCGAAGGAAAGAAAUCCUCCAAGCACAAGAAGAAGAAGCAUAAAAAGGAGGAGAAGUCCAAGGACAAAAAGAAGUCCAAAAAGCACCACGGAGAGGAGCUGCUGCAGAAGGAGUCCGUUCAGAAUGGGACCCUGGAGGAUGAGCCGCUGCCGCCAAUGUCGAGUUACCGACUUCUCGCUGAAAAUGCAUAUAUUACCCUGACCUACGACAUCCAAGGGAACCUCCAGCACGACAGCCAGGUCACCGUCUCGGUGAUCUUCGAAAACAAGAGCAGCAGCUUCCUCAAGAGCAUGGAGCUUAACGUCUUGGACUCCCUGAACGCAAAGAUGCUGCGGCCGGAAGGCUCCUCUAUACACGACGGCAUCCCCGUUCCUUUCCAGUUGCCUCCCGGGGUCUCAAAUGAAGCUCAGUUUGUCUUCACACUCCAGAGUAUCGUCGUGGCCCAGAAGCUAAAAGGAACUCUGUCUUUCAUAGUGAAAGACGACGAAGGUUCCACUCACGAAAAACUAGAUUUCAAGUUACACUUCAGUUGCGCCUCUUACCUGAUCACGACGCCAUGUUACAGCGACGCUUUUGCCAAGUUGCUGGAGUCAGGGGAUUUGCACAGCAGCUCGAUUAAAGUGGAUGGCAUCACAUCCCCUUUCCAUCAUGUAUUGGCAAAAAUAUGUUUCUACCAUCACUUCUCAGUCGUGGAACGAGUCGAAGCCUGUGCGUCCAUGUACAGCCGUUCAAUCCAGGGCCAUCAUGUCUGCCUGCUAGUGAAAAAGGGAGAGGAUUCCGUGUCCGUUGACGGGAAAUGCGACGAAUCCACCCUGCUGAGCAACCUGCUGUCUGAACUCAAGGAGACCCUUUCGAUGUGCUGAGUCCUCUUGGGGAAACUGGCGCAAACCCCC
Messenger RNA from Euleptes europaea (tarantolino), 3688 nucleotides. RefSeq names its product adaptor related protein complex 3 subunit delta 1 (gene AP3D1). Bases 14 to 3658 code for a protein of 1214 amino acids. The record is from RefSeq and is a predicted model, not a curated record. The transcript is spliced from 32 exons. Lineage: Eukaryota; Metazoa; Chordata; Lepidosauria; Squamata; Sphaerodactylidae. Gene Ontology annotation, cellular component: AP-3 adaptor complex; presynaptic endosome; endosome membrane. Gene Ontology annotation, biological process: neurotransmitter receptor transport, postsynaptic endosome to lysosome; protein targeting to vacuole; synaptic vesicle membrane organization.